UCCUGGGAAUUGCUGGCCCUACGCUGAGAGCAGCUGAUCACAUGAGCCUGAAUUUUCAGUUCAGUUCAUUAGUCAGCCAUUUUGGUCAACACCCUGCUUACUGCGCACAACCAAUCCUAUCGGCACUCGCUGCCCUGGCUUAGCUGGGAAGAAAGGCACCAGCAGUUUGAUUUCAGCAAACCUGGAUAUCUGUCUCCGCAUUGUUCCUCCGUUUUUGCUUGGGUAGUCAUCGAAGGGAGCCAUUCUUUUUCCUCUUUCUUCUGUUUGGGGUUUUUUUUUCCUCCUUUUUAUAUUUUUUUAUCUUUUCUUCCCCUCCUGCCUUUGAUGCAGAAGCCAGGUUUUUUGUGCUUGUUUAGGAUCAGUAGCCUCCAGCAUAGCUGAAGACAACGACAAUUGGUGGAAAGGAGGGAGGAAGAGACGAGUGUGAAGGAGCAGCGUUUUUACCUUGCUUUAUAUAUGAAAGGGCCAGAGCAGUCUCUGUGAUUCUGAGCAUUAUCUGUCCUUUCAUAGCAAGGUAUUUAUUUUCUUCUUCAGAAAGCUUUUCUUUUUAGUUCCUAUUUUUUCUCUCCCCAUUUUUUCUCUCCCCGGUUGUUGUACCAGCUGAGUCAUCAUGUCUGCUCUGACGCCUCAAAGCGACAUGCCAACCCCCACCACAGACAAGAUCACUCAGGCUGCCAUGGAGACCAUCUAUCUUUGCAAAUUCCGAGUGUCGAUGGAUGGAGAGUGGCUCUGCUUGCGCGAGCUGGACGACAUCUCGCUGACACCCGACCCGGAGCCUACCCACGAAGAUCCUAAUUAUCUCAUGGCUAAUGAACGCAUGAACCUGAUGAACAUGGCGAAACUGAGUAUCAAGGGGUUGAUUGAAUCAGCACUUAAUCUGGGCAGGACGCUGGACUCAGACUAUGCACCUCUUCAGCAGUUCUUUGUUGUGAUGGAACAUUGCCUUAAACACGGCUUGAAAGCCAAAAAGACUUUUCUUGGGCAAAAUAAGUCCUUUUGGGGACCUCUAGAGCUAGUAGAAAAACUUGUUCCUGAGGCUGCAGAGAUUACAGCAAGUGUUAAGGAUCUUCCAGGCCUGAAGACACCUGUGGGUAGAGGAAGAGCUUGGCUUCGCCUGGCUCUAAUGCAGAAGAAACUUUCAGAAUACAUGAAAGCCUUGAUUAACAGAAAGGAUCUUCUCAGCGAGUUUUAUGAGCCUAAUGCACUGAUGAUGGAGGAAGAAGGCGCCAUCAUUGCUGGCCUCCUCGUAGGCUUGAACGUCAUCGAUGCAAACUUCUGCAUGAAAGGGGAAGACCUGGACUCACAGGUUGGAGUUAUUGACUUCUCAAUGUAUUUGAAAGAUGGGAACAGCACAAAAGGCAGUGAAGGAGAUGGUCAGAUAACUGCUAUUUUGGACCAGAAAAACUAUGUAGAAGAACUCAACAGACAUUUAAGUGCUACAGUAAACAACCUGCAAGCCAAGGUGGAUGCCUUAGAAAAAUCCAACACCAAGCUGACCGAAGAGCUUGCAGUUGCAAACAACAGGAUUAUUACACUGCAAGAAGAGAUGGAACGGGUUAAAGAAGAAAGUUCUUACAUCUUAGAGUCCAAUCGUAAGGUCACUAAAGACAGAACUGCUGAUGGACAAGCACUGACUGAGGCACGAAAACAGUUAAAGGAGGAGACUCAGCUGCGGCUGGAUGUGGAGAAAGAGCUGGAGGUGCAGAUUGGGAUGCGACAGGAGAUGGAGCUAGCUAUGAAGAUGCUGGAGAAAGAUGUUUGUGAGAAGCAAGAUGCACUGGUGGCACUCAGACAGCAGCUGGAUGAUCUCAGGGCCCUAAAACAUGAACUGUCUUUCAAGCUGCAGAGUUCAGACAUGGGAGUGAAACAGAAGAGUGAAUUAAACAGCCGUUUGGAAGAAAAAACAAAUCAGAUGGCUGCCACCAUCAAACAGCUUGAACAAAGAUUGCGACAGGCAGAGAAGGACCGUCAGUUGGCCCAGCAGGACAACCGGCUCUUCAAGCAGGAGUUUGGGGACAAAAUCAACAGCCUCCAGCUGGAAGUGGAAGAGCUCUCCAGGCAACGGAGCCACCUUGAACUGGAACUGAAGCGGGAAAGAGACAGAUGGUCCCACAGCCAGCAACACAGCCAAGAGAACAAAAAAAGCACAAGGAAUUGGCUAAGACAGGAUGGGAAGCUCAAAAUCCAGGAAGAAAAUGCUAAACUGAAACAGCCACUGAGAGAGGAAAACAGUGCCCUGCCACACAAGUUACCAAGCGGCACACAGGAAGAGCAGGAAGAGCUGCUGGGACCUGGAAGUGCUGAGAUCUGCCAGCUCUGCCAGGAGGAAAGCAGCCAAAGCAGGAAAAAGAACAUCUGCAAGAACUGUGGUGGCAUCUUCUGUGAAGCUUGUUCGAUGAAUGAGCUGCCCCUCCCAUCCAGCAUCAACCCCGAGCACGUCUGCAACCCCUGUCACCAGCAGCUCAUCCAGCAGUAUUCGAGCAGCCCCUUGUAGGAGGCAGCUUGCACAGAGAGCUGACAGAAAAAAAAGUUGUAGCUAAUGAUGGUUUCUGGAGUUGUUCAGGGACAAUGUGACAAGAAGACACUUGCCUGUGUUCUUUGGAGGUCAGGGAGGAAGCAGCUUCAUGGUGUUCACAUCCUCUUGUGAAUAAAAUGAUAGUCUGAGCCUUCCCCCUACAGAAAUCUGCCUGCUCUCAGCUUGUGCUGGGGAGAACUGCUUUGGGAGUGCCACACGAAGCAGCCCCUAGGUUUGCCCCAGUAACCUUGGGGCACAGUGAGAACAAUCUCUCCCCAGAAGGAGCUCUGUGUGUGCAUACGCAAGCUGGGGGCAUUCCUGUCCUCAGCAUGUGGUGUGAAAGCUGUGCUGAGCUGCUGAGCAGAGGCUUUGUGAAAGCACAACAGGAGCACUUUCAGUCCUCAUGUCUGGCUGCACUUGAAAUACCAUUUCCCCUUUCCCGCUUGCCUUUGACAAUCUGGCUGCCCCGGUGCUGCUGUGACACUGACAAGAUGCCAAGAAACACGCUGGAGCUUUGUUUCUGGGGCUCAGCCUGUGGGCUUGCUAUGCACAUUAGUGAUGAAAAAUCCAACACAGCUGUGACAAUUCUCCUGUAUUUUUGGGGUGGAGUGGGGGUGUGUAGGUGGUCUUGAGGCGUGCACAGUAAGAGAGCUGAUGUCCUGCACUCAUCUGGCACAGAAGUGCCAUAAGGCAUCUCUGAGCUUCCUCUUGGAGCCGCUGGGGAGCACACCCCAGCGGCCACAGCCAAGGCUGUAACCCGUCUUCUGAUCUUGGUGCAACAACGGGAGGAAUUGGAUUCCCAAAUACUUAAAUACCAGAUCCUCAUGACACAGGUUUAGGGCCACUUUGACCCCCUUUUGCCUUGGUGCACGUGGAAAAGUCAUCUUAACAAACCUGGCCUUUCCCUUUUUCCCUGGGUUAGACCAAAAUGAAGGUGAGAUGACAUCAGAAUCUUUUCACUUGCUAGAAACCCUACUUGGAAACGUAAAGAGGUUUCCCAGUCACACUGUCACUCGUUGCUGUUGCCUUGAGGAAUGUUUCUCCCAAAAGCAGGGUUGGCUCCCUGAUGAAGUACACAGGAUGUCACAGUAGCAGUUGGUCUGCUUUAUACUGGAAACCUACUUCAGUCCCAAGACCACAGAAUGUUUUGUAGUUCACAGAAGACUGAUGUAUUUAUAUGUGACAAAUGCAUUUAGGUUUUGUAUGAAUUUUGUUCAGGGUUAGUGCUCUAAUUCCUCAGAGAGAGGUCUCUAUUCCUUAGAUUGAUUGGAACCCUAUUAAAAUGCGUGUCAGAGAUGAGGUUAUUGACAUGGUUGGUGCUAGUUUGUACCAGGAACUCCUCUCUUCUAGUUCCCUCUAGGCCUUGGUUGUGUCCAGCCCAUGUUCCCCAGCUCCUCUGUGUGCUCCCAGAGCCCGUCACAGGGGGGCAACCCGAGUUUUUCCUUUUCUGCUGUGGGAUUCCCCCUCAUGGUCGUUUUCUUGCUGCUGUCCCUGGAGUAGAGUAGUGGUUGUAAACAGUGUUGAAACAUGCAAAGCCUCAGUUGUGGUGUGGGCAGGUCAUGCUGGAGGCCGAGACCCGAGGGCUGAAUGGAGGAUACUGAACGGUUUUGUGUACUCACCAGUGAGCUUUCAAAUUCCUGCAAUCCCAAACUCAUCCCCCAGGAGAGAGAUGUGAGCAGUUUCUAUGUUAGAGGGUUAAACGGACACUAGGCCCUUCCUGGCAGUUAUUUUCAGGCCAGUAUUCCAACGUUCUGCAGCUUUGUGAGCUAUGCCCAGCAGUGGCCCUAGUGCCUGCUCCACAGGAAGGCUUUUGCUGGAGCUCCUGUGAAAAGGACAGCUCAAGGAACUGCUCUCGACCCAGAGAGAUCUACCCUCCCACAGGGAGGUGGCUGGUACCAGCGCUGGCAGCUGUAAUGGGAGCGGGCAUGUGGCAGGGUCGGGGCGAGCUGCCCUGCUGCCAGGGCUCCAUGGCACCGCAGCUCCAGGGAAGCUCGCUGCCUGGCAGCACCCAAUGCUGUGCUUCGGGCUGCUGCCCACGGCCGGGAUGCUCAGGAGCUGUUUGUGGGUGUGACUCCUGGACAUUUGCAUGGAGGGAGCAGAGGGUGAGUUUGCUGAUGUUGAUUUU
Molecule: messenger RNA, 4640 nt
Organism: Colius striatus (speckled mousebird)
Lineage: Eukaryota; Metazoa; Chordata; Aves; Coliiformes; Coliidae
Gene: RUFY3
Product: RUN and FYVE domain containing 3
Exons: 18
Coding region: 611-2494 (627 amino acids)
Biological process (GO): regulation of axonogenesis
Cellular component (GO): cytoplasm
Molecular function (GO): metal ion binding
Source: RefSeq, a predicted model, not a curated record